UCGAUCGGCCGUCCCACUCAUGAAAACCGAUCCAGAAAGGAAGUGCAUGUUUAAGAAACCUUAGUCUCGUCUGUGGGCUGUUUUGUUUGUGAUUUUAACUUUUUUUUUUUAUUUGUCAAUCUGUUAGACGCGAGCGGCCGUCUUGACAGUUUUCCGCCGCCUGCCCUAUUCCAGGAUUUUUCUACCGACCAUGCUCACCUUCAGCAGUUGUGCGUCUAUUUGAGUAGCCAUGGCCUCUUCUCUCUUCUUCCUCGUUUGUUUACAAGUUUUAAUUAUAAAUACUGGAUUAUGCUCUAUUGGAGGAUUGUCGGAAGACGAAGAGUCACUCGAUAAAGACCCAGAGCCAAGUGAAUCAAACCAAAAACUCCUGCACCACCAUCAGAGAGUGGUUGCAAAAAAGAAAUUCAAAUGUCUUUCUUGUGAACCACCAGAUUGUUCCGAUAAUCUCACGUGCACUGAUGCUGUUCAGUGUUAUAAAUACUCAUGGCAAAAGCCUGAUGGCACCAUGGAAAUAGCUCGUGGUUGUUCAAAGGAUGCGGAUAAAGCUCGUCUCAUAUGUACUGCAAAUCCACUCCCUGAAAAAGAAAAAUAUUCAAUAAAAUGUUGUGAAGGAGAUUUAUGCAACAACGGCUCUUUUCCAGCUCUCGAUUUUAGUUUAUAUGCAGCAAAUGAUAAAAUUCAUGAUGACACUUAUGUUUGGAAAUUGGUAUUUGCUAUUGUUGGACCUGUUAUAGUACUUUUUAUCAUUGGGACAUUAGUUUUAUUCUUUCUAAAGAGGAACCAUACAAAAAGAACGGAUAUGUCACCACCUGGGGCACGUACUACUUAUUCAGCGCUUUCCGAUGAAUUGAUGGUAGUAGAUACAGCUUUGAAGGAUGGUUUUUAUGACUUGACAUCUGGAUCUGGCAGUGGGUUACCACUGCUGAUCCAACGGACGCUGGCAAAACAAAUCUCUUUGGCUGAAUGUAUUGGAAAGGGAAGAUACGGAGAAGUUUGGAGAGGGAUCUGGCAUGGAGAAAAUGUUGCUGUUAAAAUUUUCUUCUCAAGAGACGAAGCAUCUUGGACAAGAGAAACAGAGAUUUACAGCACGGUUUUAUUACGUCACGAAAACAUUUUAGGUUAUAUUGGCUCUGAUAUGACUUCCCACAAUUCAUGCACUCAACUGUGGCUCGUGACCCACUAUCACGCUAAUGGAAGUCUUUAUGAUCACCUUGGGAGGACAAGCCUGUCGCAUAAACAGGCAUUGGCACUUGCCAUAUCGCUCAUGGCUGGCCUGGCACACUUACACACAGAGAUUUUGGGAACACAGGGCAAACCUGCAAUAGCACAUCGUGACAUCAAAAGCAAAAAUAUCUUAGUGAAAGGUAAUGGUGUUUGUGCUAUUGCUGAUUUUGGACUGGCAGUGACCCAUACACAAUCCACUGGGCAAACUGAAAUUGCACCGAAUACAAGAGUUGGAACAAAACGAUAUAUGGCACCAGAGGUUCUUGAUGAAACGUUAGAUAUUAAUUGCUUUGAAGGAUUAAAGAGAGUCGACAUGUAUGCUGUGGGGCUGGUUUUGUGGGAACUAGGUCGGCGAAUAAUUAGCAAUGGUAUUGUGGAAGAUUAUCAGCCUCCCUUUUAUGAUCGUGUUGGCUCAGAUCCUAGUUUUGAAGAAAUGAAAAAAAUUGUUAGCAUAGACCAACAGAGACCUGUACUUCCUAAUCGAUGGGCCUCAGAUCCUGUACUCUCCGGCCUUAGCAAAUUGAUGAGAGAGUGUUGGCAUCACAAUCCUAAUGCAAGACUGCCAGCAUUAAGAGUGAAAAAGACUCUUCUUAAACUGUAUUCUACUAUUGAAAAUUCUAACCACAAUCCUCCUAAAUUGUACUGACAGGAUGGAAAGAAAACCCCUGAUCAAUUAUAAAUAAACAAAACAACAUAUCUUCAAAUAAUU
Messenger RNA from Cimex lectularius (bed bug), 1933 nucleotides. RefSeq names its product activin receptor type-1 (gene sax). The transcript has 9 exons. Gene Ontology annotation, biological process: BMP signaling pathway; dorsal/ventral pattern formation; cellular response to growth factor stimulus. Gene Ontology annotation, molecular function: transforming growth factor beta receptor activity, type I; SMAD binding; ATP binding. Bases 230 to 1870 code for a protein of 546 amino acids. The record is from RefSeq and is a predicted model, not a curated record. Gene Ontology annotation, cellular component: plasma membrane; BMP receptor complex. NCBI's taxonomy places the organism in Eukaryota, Metazoa, Arthropoda, Insecta, Hemiptera, Cimicidae.